Molecule: messenger RNA, 834 nt
Organism: Seriola dumerili (greater amberjack)
Lineage: Eukaryota; Metazoa; Chordata; Actinopteri; Carangiformes; Carangidae
Gene: tnnc1b
Product: troponin C, slow skeletal and cardiac muscles-like
Exons: 6
Coding region: 103-588 (161 amino acids)
Cellular component (GO): myosin II complex
Molecular function (GO): calcium ion binding
Source: RefSeq, a predicted model, not a curated record
CCCAACAAUAAAGACUGAGGCAGUUGCCGCCUGUGUUUGCAUUGUAUCUUUGUGCAGCAGUGCGUUCAGUGGUGUGUCAGAGGCAGGGACGGAGCAGCAGCUAUGGAUGAUGUAUAUAAGGCAGCGGUUGAAAACUUGACAGAGGAACAGAAAAAUGAGUUCAAGGCUGCAUUUGACAUCUUCAUCCAGGAUGCAGAGGAUGGCUGCAUCAGCACCAAAGAGUUGGGGAAGGUGAUGAGGAUGCUGGGACAGAAUCCCACCCCUGAAGAGUUGCAAGAGAUGAUUGAUGAGGUGGAUGAGGAUGGCAGUGGCACAGUAGAUUUUGAUGAGUUCUUGGUUAUGAUGGUCCGCUGCAUGAAGGAGGAGAGCAAAGGAAAAUCAGAGGAGGAACUGGCUGAACUCUUCCGCAUGUUUGACAAGAAUGGAGAUGGCUACAUAGACUUAGAAGAGCUGAAGGCCAUGCUGGAGUCCACUGGAGAGGCAAUCACGGAAGACGACAUUGAGGAGCUGAUGAAGGAUGGAGACAAAAACAACGAUGGCAAAAUUGAUUAUGACGAGUUUCUGGAGUUCAUGAAAGGUGUUGAAUAAAUGAUUCAGCUGGAGGCCUCUCACUGCAGCAGCUAUCUUCACUUUUGACAACAUCGUCUAAGGCCAUUCCUGAAGACAUGCCUCCAGUUUCUGUCUGCUUUUAACAAUACAAACAACACACCUGUCCUCAGCAGACGCCCGUCCUGUUAGUUAUUCUCACACAACACUGCCAAGGCAAAGGUUUGCCUCACAACAACUGCAAAGAUAUAAAGGCUGUUUACAAUAAAAAAUAUUUUCAUAAUUGUA